Fusarium tjaetaba is the source of this 642-nucleotide messenger RNA. Its product is annotated as cyclase dehydrase family. Gene Ontology annotation, molecular function: ubiquinone binding. Gene Ontology annotation, biological process: ubiquinone biosynthetic process; cellular respiration. Lineage: Eukaryota; Fungi; Ascomycota; Sordariomycetes; Hypocreales; Nectriaceae. The record is from RefSeq and is a predicted model, not a curated record. Gene Ontology annotation, cellular component: mitochondrion. The coding region runs from base 1 to 642 and encodes 213 amino acids. The transcript has a single exon.
AUGGCCCUCCGUUUCAUCCCUCCCAGAGCCAUUGUCGCCCGCUCAUCGGCUUCUAUAUCGAGCAUCACCAACCUCACUCGUGGCUCAAUACCCCUGCACCGCUCAUUCAUCACCCUCCCAUCCUCCGAACCUCAACGAUUAACGGCCAAUCGCACUCUACCAUACCCCCAUGAACCUCUUUACGAUCUCAUAGCCGACGUGGAUUCUUACUCAUCGUUCGUCCCUUAUUGCUCUCGGUCUCGAGUAACUCGCUGGUCCGACCCCGACCCCGAUACCGGGAGACGCUACCCCACACUCGCUGAUCUCCAUGUCGGAUGGGGAGGCUUCGACGAGGUCUUUACAAGUCGAUUGCGCUGUGUUCCUGGCCAAUCUGUCGAAGCCAUCAGUGGGGAGACUGCUCCUGGGGGUACAGGGCCUGACGCAUCGGCUGUCUUCCGAAGCCUUGUGACACGCUGGUCCGUGAGACCAAUUUCUGGUCCACCUUCACCGCGCACUGAGGUCAAUCUAUCUAUCGACUUUCAGUUUACAAACCCACUCUAUGGCGCUGUAAGUGCUGCUGUCUCAGAUAAGGUCGCCAGCAUGAUGAUAGAAGCUUUUGAGAAGAAGGCCUUUGAGAAGCUAGGACCUCAACGGAAACUCUAA